CUGCUGACACGAAGCUACGAUCCCUGGGGGGCAUCAUAACAACACAACAAGUACGGAUAGAUAGUCCCACUAGAAGUGCAUCGCAUCGCAUCGCAUCGCAUGAUACUAUCCACGUACGUUCUUCUUAUCAUUCGGCAUCACUGCGAAUAGUCCUCUUCGCACGCAUUGUUCUCUUGUUUGUUUCGCUUUAUCGUUGCACGAGAACGAAACCGAACCGAGUUCCCCGAGAUGAGCAAAAACAUGACGGCAUUCCAAAGACCGCUGCGUUCUAUUAUUGCUGCACUAUCGUUCUUCGUCGUUGGAACACCCACAAUCGUUGGCUUUUCGCUCCCUCGAAACAGCAACGKGGCAGCACAUAUCAACCAYCGGAGCAACGGGCUGUUCCUUUCGGGAUGGCUUGGCACACCGCCCCAAGUAGCAAUCUUUCGCCGCCGCCGCCAAAGAAAUGCGCCUGUAGAGGGUUCGUGUUGCCUAAACUUGUCGGASGAUUAUGUUGGAGAUGGCGAUGAUCCCAGGGACGACUCGCAAUUUUUUGACGAUUUUGACUUUGUCGUCGGGGAAAAUGCCUCGAGCGACAACCAGGCAGAUGCCUACGGCGUGUUCACGGAGGGAAGCGGAGACACAUCGUCGGUGUUACAAGAUCGRUUCGAACAACUGGAGACGAUGGAACAAGCACAGAAGGAUCAAAUCCGUGACAACUGGAAAGAGGGAUAUUGGGGUGUUUGGGGCUGUUCCCUAGAUCCUUACGAUUUUCAUACCAGUACGAGUAGUGGGGAGGAGCAGACSAGACAGCCCACACCCAAGAAAAUAGUCAUCACCUCCAUACGACAGAUGAACGAUUGGAAUGAGAAUUKGGAUAGCGACAGCGACGACSUCAUUCUACUAGUAGUGGGGCGAUCCGAUGGAAGCAUCUGUUGGCUACAAAUGGAAACCCUUUCGUCCCCAUCCACGUCCGCAUCCACCGACAAUGAUGCAACGCGCAGUGUGGAAAAUCGCUCGAUCUAUACGUCGUUCGAAAACAAACUGGUCGUAAGCAAGGCAACUAGCGAUGGCGGAAUGGUGGUGGGGACAGCGUUGCAACAAAGCAGCGACGAUGAAACGUUUGGCGACGACAACACCGCCGAUUCGAAUGCCAAUGGACACACCAACAGCCCGUUUGAGAUCUUGGCACAGAUUCAAACGGCCACGGUCGAAACCAAAACUACAUCAACGACGAGCGAUGCGGCGGCCAUCGUGGACAUGCUUUCUCUCCCAAACGCAAGAAUGUUGUGGACCAUUGCCAAGGGGACACCCAAUCACAUACAAGGAUGGAACCUGGCCCCUUCUGGGGACGACGACGAACCAGGUGUUUUGUUGCCACAAGAAUCCUUGCUCCAAGCAGACAUCGACCGCGUCCAUGAUUCGCCGAUCGUGGGGAUGAAGGUCGUUCCGAACACAACAGGCGACACGAACCGUGGUCGCAACACCGAAUGGAUCGCAUCGGUAGCUGUGAGUGGCCAGGUCUUCCUCUGGGAAASCACCCGGGGAGCUGCUCGGGUGCGUCUGGACGCCAAUCUCCUUCAUGGAACGCAAGGGGAAGAAGAAAWCAACAGCGGGAACCCGGUUUUGUCGCCGUYGUCAUCGUCCAUGGUCUCGUCCAUGGACGUGGACGAUCAAUACUUGUAUCUAGGGACCAAUGACGGCAGGAUUGUUAUUUUUGGCUUGGAAGACUUCCUUCAGAAAUCCCACGAUWACACCGAAGAAACAGCAAGUCCGCCAGCAGCCGCAUCCCUGCCACUUUUACAGAGCUUUGUCGGCUUUGCCAACGGUGACCCRGGGGUCUCGUCAUUGCUAGCUGCUGGAUCGGGAACCCUUGGUGGUGUCAACAAKAGCAACAGCAAUWAUAGYAGUAUGAGGCCCCCCACCAAAUCGUUGAUUGCGGGGAGURUAAUGGGUGAACUAAAACAAUGGGASCUGAUCCCAGCCGGAACUGGUCGGUUGGAAUAUUGGCCACGCAUGACGUCCCAGAAGCUGCCGGGAGGAAAACCUCAUGUGUACGAAACCCCCAGAGCUGGUUCCUCCGCAAACAACGACGGGGACGAAACCGCGUCUCCCGCGAUUCGAGGACUCCUAUGCAUCCAGCAAGUUCUGUUGGCUGCGACCGAUCACGAUCUGACCGUUUGGGAUUCUAUGACGGGCAAGGCGCUCUACGACAUGCGGGGACUGGAGUUUGGUCCGGUUCGCGAUGACAACGAAAMAGUGGUUGCAUUGCCGCGCCCUAAUCUCGUUGCUGCAAAGGAUUCCAUUUUGGUGACCAAUGGCAUGGAACAGCUGGUCUGCGUUCACGAUUUUGCCAUGGAUCGAGUCACGUUUGGRACCUCGGAAGAGAACGGCGACGAGGAUACRAACGAUUACUUGGAACAACUCUAAUGACCUGGYGAUCCUUUCCAAGAUUCCAAUGAUCUUGAACCAACGGAAGAAAAAUCAAUCAUGGUUUUAGAGCGAGAAGCGAGUGAAAGUAUCCAACGAAAGAUGCUUCAAAAAGAUAAUAAUACGGUGGCAAUUGAUGCAUUCGAGGAGAUGAGCGAAACAAAAGAUGCAACGAYUAAAAACAAUGCAUUCACACAGACGCAAUUCCAAUCGAACUAUAGCCACGUAGUGCUUCAAUCCUAUUUGAAUCAUGRUCUUCCUUUUUUAAAAAGGUAAUCACACGAGUGUUGGAUGUUGAGCAUCGUGYACUUUGCCUGUUUUUUAAAAUCCUUGAUG
Messenger RNA from Pseudo-nitzschia multistriata, 2745 nucleotides. The record is from the annotation of a GenBank genome assembly. Lineage: Eukaryota; Bacillariophyta; Bacillariophyceae; Bacillariales; Bacillariaceae.